AUGGUUUAUUGUUCUGACUUUGACGAUGGUUACUGCGAUUCCGACUGGGACCGUUGGGGUCGUUGGGUCGCUUUCGGUGUGAUAGUCGGCACUGCCUUCCUGCUCUUCUUGGCUUUCGCAUUCUUGAACGCCCGUCGCCGUCGAAGCCGCGGUCUCCAGCCCAUCACGGGGACCGCGUGGAUGGCACCACCGCCAGGCCCUCCUCCACCCAACCAGCCAUACUAUCAUAACGAGCAAUUCUAUCAACCUCCGCCGCCUCAGUACUCUGCGAGUCCAACCAACUACGGCUACUUCGGCGCGCAACCUCCUCCUGGCUCACAGCCUCCCAUCGAGCUCCAAACCCCUCCCGGUGUCCACCCGGCUCCAGAGCAUAACUACGGGCCACCGCAAGGCCCUCCCCCGGCCAAGUACUAA
This is a messenger RNA of Penicillium chermesinum, 414 nucleotides long. Its product is annotated as resistance to Congo red protein. Lineage: Eukaryota; Fungi; Ascomycota; Eurotiomycetes; Eurotiales; Aspergillaceae. The coding region runs from base 1 to 414 and encodes 137 amino acids. The record is from RefSeq and is a predicted model, not a curated record. The transcript has 3 exons. Gene Ontology annotation, cellular component: intracellular membrane-bounded organelle. Gene Ontology annotation, biological process: vesicle-mediated transport.